Molecule: messenger RNA, 1621 nt
Organism: Drosophila persimilis
Lineage: Eukaryota; Metazoa; Arthropoda; Insecta; Diptera; Drosophilidae
Exons: 2
Coding region: 800-1612 (270 amino acids)
Source: RefSeq, a predicted model, not a curated record
CCAUGAUCGCAUGCAGUAUUUGGAAAAUAUAUUUUCUCACAAAGGAAAUCUUAUCACCAUGAUACGCUUCUACGCCGGACACGAGUGUCUGUGGAACAAACUGCAUGAUGAAUACUCUAACCUAAGCAAAAGACAUCAACUUUGGACCUGGAUAGCGAAACAGUUCGGCCCGAACGUGUCGGGAUAUGAAGUUGAAUGUGUAAUGAAGAAUUUGCGUAGAGAAGCUUUGGACGAGUUUAGACGCAUUGAAGCAUGUAAAAAGAGGGGUGGUCUCUGUGGAAAGCCGUCCUUUGACCUUUUAGAUGAAUUCCUGUUCUUGUUGCCGCAGCAAGUGAAAGUUGAGAGCACGGCUCCUGCAAAAGCUCCUGCAUAUAACAUGCAACCCAGUCGCCCAGUACUGCAACCUGAUUCCGGUGCAUUUGAAGACUCUGAAAGCCUGCAAUUCUCUGACGAAGUCAGUGACUCUGUAGACUCUGCCAAUCCCGAUGUUGAUGCUAUCACUACAUUUCUAAGCUCUGGCUCUGGUGAAGAUUCCGAUGCCGAUUUGGAUGAAUUCUGCCAUGAACUAAGGCAAGAACUGGGUCAGCUCCCUGCAGAUGCUUGCUUGAAAGCACAAAAUAAGAUACUUUUUAUCAUGCACGAGUGCCGAGUAAAGCAUAAACCUGCUCAAAAGAAACCGACUUGUAUGUUGAAGAAAUUCGUCCGUUGGAAUUUGCCCUAGACUAUAACACGUGGUGUGUACACUGUACAGGUUUGAAAAAUUCCAGUUUCAAAAUUAAUUUUGUGGAAAUAUGUUGUCAUGUCAAACUCCGGCUUUAUUGGAUUAAUCAAAAAGAAUUAUCACAGCUUGAUGAAUAUUUUCUCGACAAGUGGCUCCUCAUCCGAUUCAGACGCCGGGUCGUCGCCUCGUCGUCUGAAUGCAUUCAAUGUGACAAUCAGUCGAAGAGCCAAAUUCCAUACAUUGCUGUCGCAAAAGGAUACGGUGACGAAGCUGAUAAAUCUAUAUCGUCAGAAUGAAUGCCUCUGGAAUCCAAGCUGUCCCGAUUACAAGAGUGCCGAGUACCAGGAGAAGGUGUGGAAGGAUAUUGCCUCCGCCAUAGAUACAAAUAUGCCGGUUGUUCCAGUCAAACGAAAAGUGCAUGUUCUACGUGAUCAAUGGGAAGCAGCCGGAAGGAAGGAGUUGCCGAUGCCUAAGCUCUUUGAUUACCCAGACUUUGGUUUCCUCACCCACGCGGUGGCGGAGACAGCAGCGUCUGCUGUUGAACAGCUAACAAACAUCCAGGUGGUCGAAUUAGAUCGCAUAGAUUCUGGUAGUGAGGCAAUGCAAGCAGAUCUUACGGACUUUGCAGAAUCAUCCAACAGAAAUACCAGCAACACGGAACAAACAGUGGCCCUACUUCCAUCAGAAUAUAUAAUAUCCAAUAAGGGCCAGCAUAUUGCCAAUCUUUGCGAGGUAAUUCGAAUAGAUUUGGAGCAAAUCCAUGAUGAAUUUUUUUUUGAAGCAAAGUGGAAAAUCCUUGAUGUACUACGUGAUGCGCAGCUAAAACAGCUGCAACGGUUGCAGGAGGGUCAAAAAACCAAAUUAGAUGAUGCAGAUUCAACAACUAUAUAGAAACAAAUA